Messenger RNA from Nestor notabilis (Kea), 1890 nucleotides. It is a transcript of the gene SCG3, whose product is annotated as secretogranin III. The transcript is spliced from 12 exons. The record is from RefSeq and is a predicted model, not a curated record. Gene Ontology annotation, biological process: protein localization to secretory granule. NCBI's taxonomy places the organism in Eukaryota, Metazoa, Chordata, Aves, Psittaciformes, Psittacidae. Gene Ontology annotation, cellular component: secretory granule membrane. The coding region runs from base 38 to 1450 and encodes 470 amino acids.
CCAGGCUCGCCCUCCGAGGGGGCUGGGCGGCAGCAGGAUGUUCCUCAAGCUGGCCGUCGUGGUGCAGGUGCUGUCGCUGCUGGCAAGCCGGGCGCACGGCUUCCCGAAGCCCGGGGGCAAAGAUAAAGCUAUACACAACAGACAAUUAAGUGUAGAAAGACCUUUGGAGGAACAGAUUGCUGAAGCUGAGGCAGACAAGAAUAGGAAGAUAGCUUCCACAGAAAAUAAGCCAGAGUUCAGAAAUUAUUCCUUUGUCGAUGAUCUGAAUCUGCUAAAGUCAGUAGCAGAAAGAGAGAGGAAUGAAAAGGAGAGGGAGUCAAUUAGAAGCUCUUUGUACGAACAGCAACUGGCCAUGGAUGAUGCAGACUCCACCAAGAACCGCAGGCUUGUGGAUGACUAUGACUCCACUAAAAGUGGGGUGGAUUAUAAAUUCCAAGAUGAUCCAGAUGGCCUCCAUCAAUUAGAUGGCACUCCUUUGACUGCUGAAGACAUCGUUCAAAAAAUUGCUGCAAGAAUUUAUGAGGAAAAUGAUAGAGGAGUGUUUGACAAGAUCGUUUCAAAACUUCUAAAUCUGGGCCUAAUCACAGAGAGUCAGGCCUAUACCCUGGAAGAUGAAGUAGCAGAGGUUUUACAACAGCUAAUUGCAAAUGAAGCAAAGGACCGUGAGAAGGAGUCUGAAGAUUUUGAUUACCCUCCAAGCAGAGCAGAGAGCGAUACAAAAGAAAAGCAGCAGGAAAGAAUGACAUCAAGCAAAGCUGAUCAAGAUAGUUUCAUUAAUGGAGAGCUUGAUGAUACACUGGAUAACACAUGGUCAUCAUCUAAUAUCUUGGAAAGAAGAAAUGAGCUGCCCUCUGAAGAUAAUUUUGAAGACCUCCAAUAUUUUCCAAACUUUUACGCACUAUUAAAAAGCCUCAACUCAGAGACAGAGGCAAAAGAGAAAGAGACCUUGAUAACUAUUAUGAAAACCCUGAUUGAUUUUGUGAAGAUGAUGGUUAAAUAUGGAACAAUCACACCAGAAGAAGGAGUUUCCUAUCUGGAAAACUUAGAUACAAUGAUAGCUGAGCAGACAAAGAAGAAGCUUGAGAACCCUUCCAUGAAAACCAGAACAAAGCUACCAGCAGACAAGAGUAGUGAAGAAGCAGACAGUACAAAAGAAGCAGCAGCUAAAAUGGAAAAGGAAUAUGAAAUUUCAAAGGAUUCUACAAAAAAUGAAGAACAAAAUGCAGCAGGAAACAGUGAAGAGCCCAGAGGGAAAGCUGAGGCAUAUUUGGAAGCAAUCAGGAAGAACAUAGAAUGGCUGAAAAACCACAACAAACAAGGUAACAAAGAAGACUAUGAUCUUUCAAAGCUGAGAGAUUUCAUUGACGAGCAAGCCGAUGCUUACGUGGACAAGGGCAUCCUGGACAAGGAAGAGGCUGAUGUAAUUAAACGCAUAUACAGCAGCCUGUAAAAAGCUAGUGGCUGCCAAACAUGUAGAAAACUAGGAUAGUUUCCCUCACUCCCAGCUCAAUGAGUUAUGAUCUGUUAAUUUGAGGAUAUCAUUAGAAAUGCUCUGUUUACAUUGUACUGACAACUUUCUAGACAAAUGAAGAGCUGUAGUGCUCCCUACACUGAUUGCAUACUGUAUUUUCCUACACUCAAAUCAACCCUAAAUGCCAAAUUCUGACACUGAAUUUCUAUUUGAUGGGGCAAAUACUUAUGUAACGUUCUCUUUGAUUUAUUGUUUGUGUUUGGUUUACUUUUGUAGAUAAACCAAUUGUUUGUGAUGGAAAGUUCUUUUAAUGCUACUUCUUUUUGCUCUCACUCCACUAGCUUUCUAUAGAUGCAACUAUGUAAAGGGCAUUAUUAGAAGAUAGUUCAUAGUUCUCUAAAUAAAAUAUUUGAAAAUAA